This is a messenger RNA of Drosophila nasuta, 1253 nucleotides long. RefSeq lists its product as uncharacterized. Lineage: Eukaryota; Metazoa; Arthropoda; Insecta; Diptera; Drosophilidae. The record is from RefSeq and is a predicted model, not a curated record. Bases 355 to 1050 code for a protein of 231 amino acids. The transcript is spliced from 2 exons.
UUUAGUUGCUCGAUCGAAGCACACAAGUUUUACUAGACUAGGCAUUAAAUUAUUGUAAAAUUCGUGAAAGUAAUAAACGUACACAAUACACAAAAAAUACACAUAUAGUUAUUAGAUUAAGAGAUAGAUAGAAUAUAAAUAUAUAGAAAAUGCCAGAGAUACGCAAACAACAACAGACAACAACAACGAAGGGCGAAAGUCGGACUCCGAAGCAAUCGAAGCCAGCAAAAACGGCGCAGGAGAAACGCUUUGCUCUUAUCACGGCGAUGGGACAUUUUAGGCCCAAGAAUGCCACGCCCAUACAAUUCUACAACUAUGUGAGGGAGUUCUGCAUCAUGCACAACUGUAGCAUCGAUGAGGCCAUGGAGAGAGCGCCGAUCGCCUGGAAAGAGCUCAGCAACGAUCAGAGAGAACUAUACAACUCGGAGAAGCACGCAGCUCUGCCCCAUCCCAGUGCCGCAGCAUCUGCUCUAUCGGGCCAUCCAAAUGGAGCGAGCCGGCCGCUGGAAGCUGAGCAGCGUGCCAGCUGGCAAAGGCGGAGCUCCGAUGUACUCGAUGGAAUCGUAUGCACCGCCAACGAAACCCACGCGGUUGCAGACGCUGCGACGUGCUCAGAAGCCGCGCUACGACAAUCUGGCGGAGACGUCACCCUGCUGCCUCGAUGCGCCCCUCGCUCGGCACAACAACAACAACAACCACAACAGUGGAGCGAGGAAGCUGCGAACUCUGACGCCGCCGGAGCAACGAGCUCAGCGAGCGCAGCAGGAGAAAUCGCAGUCAGCAGGAUGUUCGCUCUCCGUCAUCUUGUCGACGCCAAGUCUGAAGCCGAAUGAAAACGAGGAAAAACGAAGCGACGACAACAAAAGCAAGUCGAGUAAGCUGGACAAGAUUACGCUGCCAAAAUCGAAGUGCAUGCGAAAGCAGGGCAAGAGGAAGCAGAAGAAGCGACUGUCGAAGCAACAAGCUUUGACUGAAACACUCGCCAAGAAGCACAAGAAAAAUAACAAAAAAGUUAUAGAAGUCAACUUAGAGAUAGCUAGAAAGAUAUAGUUUAGAGUUUCCUAUUUGUGACGUUUAUAUUCCAAAUUUGCAAAGCACAAAAUUAUGUAGGAUUCACACAAAUCGUAUCAAUCAAUCAAUCAAUCAAUCACUUGCUCAAUCAAAGUACAUUGUUGUAGUAACUUUUUCAUUCAGCGUCUUGAUUUAUUAUAUACUUUGUACGUAAAAACAUAAAAACUGCGUUUAUUUCUUAA